This is a messenger RNA of Homarus americanus (American lobster), 600 nucleotides long. RefSeq names its product early nodulin-75-like. The record is from RefSeq and is a predicted model, not a curated record. The transcript is spliced from 2 exons. Bases 1 to 600 code for a protein of 199 amino acids. NCBI's taxonomy places the organism in Eukaryota, Metazoa, Arthropoda, Malacostraca, Decapoda, Nephropidae.
AUGAGGAAAGAGUAUCCAGGACCUGAGGAUGAGGAAGGUAUCGGACCUGGAAGGUAUCAGAGACCUGGGGAUGAGGAAGGUAUCCAGGACACAAGGGAUGAGGAAGGACUCCUCCAGUACCUCACCCGCCACCUCAGGACUCCUCCAGUACCUCACCGCCACCUCAGGACUCAGUACCUCACCCGCCACCUCAGGACUCCUCAGUACCUCACCCGCCACCUCAGGACUCCUCCAGUACCUCACCUGCCACCUCAGGACUCCUCCAGUACCUCUGCCACCUCAGGACUCCUCCAGUACCUCACCCCGCCACCUCCAGGACUCCUCCAGUACCUCACCCGCCACCUCAGGACUCCUCCAGUACCUCACCCCGCCACCUCAGGACUCCAGUCCUCACCCGCCACCUCCAGGACUCCUCCAGUACCUCACCCGCCACCUCAGGACUCCUCAGUACCUCACCCGCCACCUAGGACUCCUCCAGUACCUCACCUGCCACCUCAGGACUCCUCCAGUACCUCACCGCCACCUCAGGACUCCUCCAGUACCUCACCUCUCCCCCAUCCUCUCAGACCCAAACCCCAGGACACUUCCAUUAUCAUGUAG